CCAGGCGCGAGCGGAGGCCGAGCCGAGCAGCCCCGGCUCACGGAGACAUGAGCGCGCGGCCGCCCGCCGCACCCCGGGCGCAGUGGCCCGGCCCCGCCGCCCGGUGAUGGGAUCCUGCGUGUCGCGAGAUCUGCUCACAAGUGCCCACAAAGACUGCCCCAGGCCCCAGGGCACAGACCUCCUGAAUCAGGAUCUGACCUCCAGCCAGCAUCUGCCUGCUGUUGUUCCGGACCAUGAUGCUGGCAAGGACAAGCAGAUGGAUUUCUGUUGGGAUCCGUGGCAGAGGUGCUUCCAAACCACCAAUGGCUAUCUAUCCGACUCUAGAGCCUGCCCCAGCAGCUACAGUGUGACUGCCCUGGCCACCUCAUCCCUUGUGGGGGUGGUACAAAGCAUCAAGGACCACAUCACAAAGCCCACAGCCAUGGCUCGUGGCCGAGUGGCCCACCUCAUCGAGUGGAAAGGCUGGAGCGUCCAGCAGUCAGGCUGGGAGCUGUCCCCAGGAGAGGAGGAGCAUUACUGCUGUCUACCUGACGAGCUGCGGGAGGCCCGCUUUGCUGCGGGUGUUGCUGAGCAGUUUGCUAUCACGGAGGCCACUCUGAGUGCCUGGUCCUCCCUGGAUGACGAAGAACUGCAGCCAGAGGACAGUACCCAGGGUGCCUUCCAGGUCCAAGACCUGGAGAGCAUCUACCUUCAGGACAGCCUCCUGAGUGGCCCUUCACAAGACGACAGUCUCCUAGCCUGCUCCCCUGGUCUCACUCUCGACGACGGCUGGCCCUCUCUGGAGGAGGAGCCUGCUAGCCCCACCCACCAACACCGACAGAGGCUGCCUGGGGCUCAGGGGCCUGACGGUGGCGGGGCCCACCACGUGCAUGGCUCCCUGCCCUCCGUGGACAGUGGCUCUCUCUCGGAAGACGAGGAUGAGGUAUUCUACAACUGAGGCGAGCUGCACUCCACACUUCGCUGGGAGCUCAAUGCACCGUCUGCUGGCACCGAACAUCUCUUGACUCCUUGGGACAAAAAGGGUGGAGUGUGGCAGGGAUGGUUGCUGUCGUUCUUGUGGAGACCACUCAGUGCCUCCAUGGACCUGCCCUCAACAGUGGGAGGGAGCCCCCUGCUUUGUGGGCUUGGCCCCUCCAGGGCCCCUGCCUUCAGCCCGCUCCCAGACUCUUGAGCAGACACCAGGGCAACUGGCCCCAGGAGACUGGCAGUCAGGCCCCUAGGAGAACACCGGGAAAAGGUUGGGAGAGUCAGAGAGUCAUUUGGAGGGGCCUGGGAAGCCAGCCUUGACUUGGGCUCAUCCCCUUGCCUCUCAUCUGUCCCAUGGAAGGUGGUCCAGUUUCUUCUGGUCAAGCCAUUCCUUGCCUCUCUAACGUCUCCAGAGGGUCUAUCUGUUCCUCCCCCUCUUACCUGGUUCCUCCGUGAUCCGUGCUCCCAAGCCAAGAGAACCCACAUCUCCCCUUACCCCCUUCAUCUCCCACAGGGUUCUCUGGUGACAUUAAAGUAGUGUGCUCAUCCUGGAUGAACUUGA
Molecule: messenger RNA, 1528 nt
Organism: Arvicola amphibius (Eurasian water vole)
Lineage: Eukaryota; Metazoa; Chordata; Mammalia; Rodentia; Cricetidae
Gene: Fam131c
Product: family with sequence similarity 131 member C
Exons: 7
Coding region: 107-937 (276 amino acids)
Source: RefSeq, a predicted model, not a curated record